CACAAGGGCCCUAAGCUUGAGGUUUAACACUCUGUAGUUGCAGUCUUAAAAAUCUUGUAGUUUUAUCUUUGAAUUUGUGUCUUGUAGGUGAAGUCCAGUGGGACAAUACAGUAUGCACUGGGGGCUUAGAGCCUUGGUUCCCAUGGUCCUGCCUAUUACUAUCUCCCUGCCUCCUCUAGGUUUUCUUGCUCCUUGCCAUGCUCUGUCCCUGGCGGGGCCUGGACACAAAAAGGGUUGGGGGUAAGUGCAUGGCAUCUCAGGGUCCGGCAUGGUGGCAGCUGUCCCCAUUCUGGACUGGCAGCUCCAUGGCAUCCUCAGUGGGCAACUAGAGAGAGGUAUUGUGUUGGCCGCGUGCCAGGCCUUGGAGAACAGCACGUCCCUGCUGAGCGCAGACCCGCCCGUGGCUGCAGCAGUGGUGUCCCAUUUUAAUGACUGCCCAGAUUCCCACACUCAGUUCUGCUUCCAUGGAACCUGCAGGUUUUUGGUGCAGGAGGACAAGCCAGCAUGUGUCUGCCAUUCUGGGUACGUUGGUGCACGCUGUGAGCAUGCGGACCUCCUGGCUGUGGUGGCCGCCAGUCAGAAGAAGCAGGCCAUCACCGCCUUGGUGGUGGUCUCCAUCGUGGCCCUGGCUGUCCUUAUCAUCACAUGUGUGCUGAUACACUGCUGCCAGGUCCGAAAACACUGUGAGUGGUGCCGGGCCCUCAUCUGCCGGCACGAGAAGCCCAGCGCCCUCCUGAAGGGAAGAACCGCUUGCUGCCACUCAGAAACAGUGGUCUGACGAGUCCAGAGGAGUUUGGCCAGGUGGACUGUGGCAGAUCGAUAAAGAAAGGCUUCUUCAGGACAGCACUGCCAGAGAUGCCUGGACGUGCCACAGACCUUCCUACUUGGCCUACAGUCACCUGUGCAGCCUUUUGUGGGCCUUCAAAACUCUGUCGAGAACUCUGUCUGCUUGGGGUUAUUCAGUGUGACCUAGAGAAGAAAUCGGUGGACCACGAUUUCAAGACUGGUUAAAAAAGAACUGCAAAGAGACGGACUCCUGUUCACCUAGGUGAGGCGUGUGCAUCAGUUGGUGUCUGAGUCCAGAUGUGUGCAGUUGUCUUCUGCCAGCCAUGGAUUCCGGGCUACAUAUUUCUUUUUAAUGGGCCACCUCCCCACAACGGAAUUCUGCCCAACACAGGAGAUUUCUGUAGUUAUUGUUUUCUAUCAUCCGCCUACUGGGGAAGAAAGUGAAGGAGGGGAAACUGUUUGAUGUCACAUGAAGACGCCAGCUUUAAGAGAAGCUGUAUCCUCUAACCACGAGACCCUCGACCAGCCCAACAUCUUCCAUGGACACAUGACAUUGAAGACUAUCCUAAGCUAUUGCCACCCUUGGAGAUAAUGUCUUAUUUAUUAGAUGGAUAAUGGUUUCAUUUUUAAUCUCUUAAGUCAAUGUAAAAAGCAUAAAACCCCUUCAGACUUCUACAUUCAUGAUGUAUGUGUUGCUGACUGAAAAGCUGUACUGAUUAGAAAUGUCUGGCCUCUUCAAGACAGCUAAGGCUUGGGAAAAGUCUUCUGGGGUGUGGAGAUGGAACCAGAGGCUGGGUUACUGGUAGGAACAAAGGUAGGAGUUCAGAAGUGGUGCCAUUGAAGCCACAAAGCCAGUAAAUGCCUCAAUACAUUCUGGGAGAAAACUUAGCAAAUCCAUCAGCAGGAAUCUGUCCCCUCUGUUGAGGAGAAAGGAAGAAUGUGUGUGUCUACACAGGAUAAACCCAAUACAUACUGUACUGCUCAGUGAUUAAAUGGGCUCACUUCCUCGUGAGCCCUUCGUGAGUAUGUUUAGAAAUAGAGCAUUAGCCACGAGCCAUGGGCAUUUCAGGCCAAAUCCAUGAAAGGGGGACCAGUCGUUUAUUUUUCAUUUUGUUGCUUGGUUGGUUUGUUGCUUUAUUUUUAAAAGGAGAAGUUUAACUUUGCUAUUUAUUUUCGAGCACUAGAAAAACUAUUCCAUUAUUUUUUUUUCUUCAUUUCCAUUCAGGAUGCUGGUUUUAUUAAUAAAAACUCUAACAAGUCACCUCCACUAUGUGGGUCUUCCUUUCCCCGCAAGAGAAGGAGCAAUUGUUCCCCUGAGCACCUGGGUCCGUCUGACCCGUGGGGCCUGCCUGUGAGAAGCAGUGGGCCCCUUCAAAUACAGAGUGGAUAGCUCAUCCCUAGGAAUUUUCAUUGAAAUUUGGAGACAGAGUAACGAAGAAAUAAUAUAUAAACUCCUUAUGUGGGGAAAUGCUACUAAUAUUUAAAAAGUGAAAGAUUUCUCCCUACUAACUCUUAAGUGCACCUAGCUUACUACAUCAUGAAAGGUACAUUUAAAAUAUGUCAAAUUGGCUUGAACUUUUCAGAGAAUUUUGUCUUCCCCCUAAUUCUUCUUCCUUGGUCUGGAAGAACGAUUUCUAUGAAUUUUCUCUUUUUUAUAUAUAUAAUUCAGACAAUUCUGAUCCAUGUCUUCACUUUGGGCACUCUCAUUUAACAAUGCCACACUGGAAGCACUAAAUGCAGACCUCAGAUCUGUUCAGAGCUGACCUCCCAGCAACAUAGUUGACACAGCUCCAGGUUUUUAAAUUAUUAAAAUAAGUUCAAGUUUACAUCCCUUGGGCCAGAUAUGUGAGUUGAGGCUUGACUGUAGCAUCCUGCUUAGAGACCAAUCAAUGGACACUGGUUUUUAGACCUCUAUUGAUCAGUAGUUAGCAUCCAAGAGACUUUGCAGAGGCAUGGGAAGAUGAGGCUGGACAGAUGGCAGAAGCAGAGGUUCUCUGCAAAGACUUGAGAUUUAGUGUCUGUGAAUGCUCUGGUUCCUAGGUCCAGCAAGUCACACCUGCCAGUGCCCUCAUCCUUAUGCCCAUAACACACACACACUGAGAGGCCUCAAAUAUACACCUCCCUAGAAGUGCCUUCUAAGUCAGUUCUUUGGAAACCAGCAGGUCUGAAAAAGAGGCUGCAUCAAGGCAAGCCUGGUUAGACCACUGUCCAUGCCUCAGGAUAGAACAGCCUGGCUUAUUUGCAGAUUUUUCUUCUAGAAAUCAAAUGACUGAUAAGCAUUGGAUCCCUCUGCCAUUUAAUGGCAAUGGUAGUCUUUGGUUAGCUGUAAAAAUACUCCAUUUCAGGUUAAAAAUGCACCUUCUAAUCCAUCUCUGCACGCUCCCUGUGUUUCCUUGCCCUUUAGAAAAUGAAUUGUUCACUACAAUUAGAGAAUCAUUUAACAUCCUGACCUGGUAAGCUCCCACACACCUGGCAGUGGGGAGCAUCGCUGUUUCCAAUGGCUCAGGAGACAAUGAAAAGCCCCUAUUUAAAAAAAUAACAAACAUUUUUUAAAAGGCCUCCAAUACUCUUAUGGAGCCUGGAUUUUCCCACUGCUCUACAGGCUGUGACUUUGUUUAAGCAUCCUGGCAGGAAAUGUUUUCUUCUACAUGGAAAGAUAGACAGCAGCCAACCCUGAUCUGGAAGACAGGGCCCCAGCUGGACACACAUGGAACCCAGCCAGGGAUGCACUGGCCAUUGUGUCCCUGCAGGAGAGAUGGGCAGAAUGGCCCUAGAGUCCUUUCUCCUGAGAAAGGAGGAAAAGGUGGGAUUGACACUCACCCACCCACACUGGUAAGGGAGGAGAAUUUGUGCUUCUGGAGCUUCUCAAGGAAUUGUGUUUUGCGAGUACAGAAAACUGUCUGUUGUCUUCAAGCCAGGUUUUCUAGGGCACAUGGGUCAUCAGUUGCUUUUUCAGUCAGUUUGGCCAGGAUGGACUAAUAAGGCUCUAACACUGCUCAGGAGACCUCUGCCCUCUAGUUGCUUCUGGGCUUUGAUCUCUUCCUACCUGCCCAGUCACAGAGGGAGGAAUGACUCAAAUGCCCCAAACCAAGAGGACGUUGCAGAAGUAAGACAAGCAUGUGUAUAUUUUUAAGUGUUCUAACAUAAGACCUGUUCUCCCUAGCCAUUGAUUUACCAGGCUUUCUGAAAGGUCUAAUGGUUCACACGCAGAGAGAAAGAGUACUGAAAAAGCAACUCCUCUUCCUAGUCUUAAUAAUUUACUAAAAUGGUCAACUUUUCAUGAUCUUUAUUAUAAUAAACCUGAUGCUUUUUUUUUUUAGAACUCCUUACUCUGACAUCUGUAUAUGUUGCACUGAAAAGGUUAAUAUUUAAUGUUUUAAUUUAUUUUGUGUGGUAAGUUAAUUUUGAUUUCUGUAAUGUGUUCAUGUGAUUAGCAGUUCUUUUCCUUAAUAUUUUUUUUAUACUUCAAGAGUAGUGAGCAAUAUAAGAUGCAAUUGUGUUUUUCAGUAAUGUGCAUUGUUAUUCAGUUGUACUGUAUCUUAUUUGGAAGGAUGAAGGAAUGAAUUUUUUUUCCUAAGUCAA
Messenger RNA from Cercocebus atys (sooty mangabey), 4368 nucleotides. It is a transcript of the gene TGFA, whose product is annotated as transforming growth factor, alpha. The record is from RefSeq and is a predicted model, not a curated record. Gene Ontology annotation, biological process: epidermal growth factor receptor signaling pathway; positive regulation of mitotic nuclear division; positive regulation of cell population proliferation. NCBI's taxonomy places the organism in Eukaryota, Metazoa, Chordata, Mammalia, Primates, Cercopithecidae. The coding region runs from base 269 to 778 and encodes 169 amino acids. The transcript has 6 exons.